UGGUGCUUCACUCCCUCUCUCCCCUCGGGCUGGCAGGCUUCCUCGGGCAGAGCAUGCAAGCGGUUCACACGCAGCAGACGCAGCAAGAGGAAAGAUGCAGAAGCACAGCCAGAAGGAGCACCUCUACAAGCUGCUCGUGAUUGGGGACCUGGGAGUGGGCAAAACCAGCAUCAUCAAACGCUAUGUCCACCAGAACUUCUCCCCCCACUACCGGGCCACCAUCGGGGUGGACUUCGCCUUGAAGGUGCUCAGCUGGGAUGCUGAGACUGUGGUCCGGCUGCAGCUCUGGGAUAUUGCUGGUCAGGAAAGGUUUGGAAAUAUGACCAGGGUCUAUUACAGAGAGGCCAUGGGGGCAUUUAUUGUCUUUGAUGUUACAAGACCUGCAACAUUUGAAGCAGUGACAAAAUGGAAAGAAGAUUUGGACUCUAAGUUGGUUCUUCCAAAUGGCAAACCUGUGCCGACAGUCCUCUUAGCAAACAAAUGCGACCAGGGAAUAGAUGUUCUUAUGAACAACGGCAUCAAGAUGGAUCAGUUCUGCAAAGAGAAUGGGUUCGUGGGCUGGUUUGAAACAUCAGCCAAGGAAAAUAUAAACAUCGAUGAAGCUUCCAGAUGCUUGGUGAAACACAUAAUUGCUAGUGAGAGUGAUCCAAUUCAGUCUAUCGAACCAGAUAUUAUAAAACCACACUUGAAUUCCUCCAAGAUUGUCAGUUGUUCGGCUUGCUUUAAAUCCUAAGAGACUUCCAGACUAUUACAAGAGUUGAACAAAUAUGAUUCACAGUGUAUGCUUUAUCCAACAUAUCCAGUCUGCCCAGAUUGUCCAUAAGCAGAUUGCAUUUUUCUCAAAAAUAUGAUGCUUAAUUUUUUUCCAUAAUUUUUUGACAGCUAAAAUUUAUUGUGAGCUGUUCUUUGAUAGAAACCAUUCAAAAUUGUACUUGGCUACCAGUCAGACAAAACACAUGGUGAUGGCUGGGCUUCCUGACUGGGUAGCACUGCCGCCAGUGAUGUCCAAACCUGUAUCUUUGCAAUGUGAUGUGUGAAAGUUCUCAUUUGCAGUGUGACUAAAGCAAUAUCCCACUUUUCUGUCACUCCUCCAGCCCUUGGUUUGGAGUUCUGUCAGAGAUCAUUCAGUACCCUGAUCUGGCAACCAUCAUCAUUGGGCUGUCUUUUCACCCUUCAUAUUUGAAUGAUCUGGUUUCAGAUGAGGAAGAUGAUGAUGAUGAUAAAAAUAUACCUGUUCAGGAGGAGGCAGCAAGAAUGGUCACUGUGAAACAUUCACAUGGUGGGUUCAGUCUCAUGGAUGAGGUGGUGGAGUUCAGCAGGGAGCAACCUUUCACAUUCUUCAGUGUUCCAGAAGAUCCCAGCCUAUGAGCUGAACACUGAUGUAGAUAUUAGUGGGGUUUGCUGCUUCUUUCUGAAGAGUUACAUUCUCACUGUUGUCAUCAUUGUCUUCAAAUGAAGCAAGAUCAACCAAGUCAGUCAAGGGUGAGAGGUGGCAAAACAGGGGAUCAGGGGUUCAGUCUCACAGGUGAAGCUGCUGAGAGCUUUCAAAAAGGUUAUCUGUUCCUGAAAGUCAGCAUCUCCUCCAAAUAACAAUCUCAGUGAGUUUGUUUCAGCCUUUCCAUCCUCCAUGCCACAUAUACUGUCCCUGUAUAUCUAAACUACGUGUAUUCCAUAAAUUCCUGCAUGCCUCUGUUCCAAAACAUUGAUUCUCAUGGGGAAAAUGGCUUCACUAUCCAUCAUAAUGCUAACUGCUGAGCUUUUCAGGAAUGCAUUCCUGUCAAAUACCAGGGUAUGGCUGUCUUUGCUUUCUGAGAACAUUCUUCUAAAAAAUACAAUUGUAUGAAUGAUUGUAGAAAGCAAAACCAAACAGUCUGGGGAAGAAACACUCCCAGAAUGUAUUUGCAGAAUUGGUUGAGCUGUAUUGUGGAAAUGCAAUGGUUGUUUUUUGCAUUUCACAAAAUAUGAAGGUUGGUGAAGUCAUUCAAACAAGUGUGUCUAGACAAGAAGUCUUGGCAUGUGGCUGCAAGUCGUUGCAAGACAAGCUUUGCUGUCUCCUGCCAUAGAUCUAUAGACAAAUCACUUCCAUUUUCUUGUUCCUGCUCAGCCUUUUCUCUCUUAAGCUGUGAACUUUCAGUGGCAGGAAGUGUCUUGGGUUUCUGCCUUUGGAGAUGUGUAACCUAGCAGAAGAGAAGGGGCAGAAUAGGACUUGCAGACAGCACUGUAAUAUUGCACUGAAUCUUAGUUGGAAAUGAAGGAGUAAAGCUCUCAAAGGCUAGUAAAUAGGCACUGGCUAGGAAAAAUAAAACAAAACAAAACAAAGCAAAAAAAUCCAGGGUGGCCUUAUCCUAUGAGACCUACAGAGUUUGUGUGUCAAAUUUAGUCUAUUGCUAAAUCAUCUGUUAAUAUAUAUCCACUACAGAGAAGAAACCAGGGGCAGAGACAUAGCCCUUUAAGUGCCCUGUUUAAAGCCUUAAAUUGUAAAUAUAUUUCUGUCAUAGAAUUUUAGGUAAAGAAAGAAAGCAAGACUUGUGCUUUUAAAAAUAAAAAGCAGAUCCAGAAUUAAGCCAUAUACACACAUAGGUGGAUGCAUAUAUACAUAUAUAUACACACACACACACGUACAGAUAAGAUGGCUUUUUCCAGGGAGAGAAAUUUUCAAGUUGUCUUGAUUGCAGUGUCAUCCUCAACACAGGCUCCUGCUGUGAUAUCAGUCAAAUAACUUAACCUUUCUGCCUCAGUUUCCUCAUCUGUUAAAUAGGGAUUGAUGUACACACCUACCUCACAGGGCUCCUUGAAAGUUGCUGUUGGCACAGUGCUUUGAAGAUACAUGUUAUACAAAUGCCAAGCUCUAUUACUGUUCAGAAUGAAAUAUGAGUGCCCUCUAGCAUGAAUACAUGGUGCUGUAAUGCCUUAAUGUUUUAGAUCUAUCCAGGGCUUGUCUGUGCUGCAACAAUUAGCUUCAAUUUUUCCACCUCAGUUGACCUAGUUCAGGUUAUAAAGCAAUGUGUGACUGGAUAGGAUGAUUAGAUUAGCUGCAGAUGAACUGCAAACAGAAACUGUUGCUGCACGGAUGUCAUGCUACUAGUUUAAUAAUCUCAGCAGCAAAGCUUCAGUGCAGCCCUAGUACCAGAUCAGCUAUUUCAAAUUUAAAGCACUAUUUAAGUCAAGUGGUAUGGAUGCUUUAUCAAGGAUAACACUUAAUUUAUACCUUGAGCCAACAUUGUGGGCAUCACAAGAACCUAGACAUUUAGAUUACUUUUAAAGGGUUAGGUUUCAUGAGCUGAAUCUUAGACCAUGCUUUAUAAAACUGGAUGCCUCAGGUGGAGCAGAGGAAGUUGUCAUUUCUCCCAAAUAUUAGUAUGUACUCAACUUGCACCAAAUAUAGCAGGUGUUAAUGGGUUUUAGUUGUCUUCAGAUCAUUUGCUUUGAUAGCUUCUAGUCAACAUUCAUUAAACAUAUUGAUAACUUCCACUCAUAAGUGUUUCUACAAGAUCUAUGGCUAAAGAUUUGGAAUAACAGUAAUUAAAAAGAAAUAUAAAUAAAACACUUAAAGGACACUUAGGGGUUUUUUUCUUUAAUGUAUUGUAUAAACCUCCCUUAAGCUAUAAAGUCACCAUCUGUUCUCCAUAUUUCUUUCAUGUCACCUUUCACUACAGUAAAGGUUUUGAGCCUGAUUUUCCACCUCUGAUAGCCAGUGGGCAGAAAGGGCAGUCUAAGGCAGUCUUAGCCUAGAAGACUAAGGAUUGUAUGAGGUGUAAAGAUCUGAAGUCAAACAUAUUUAUACCAUAAGAAUUAGAAGAAUAUCAUGAAGAAUUAGGCCUCUGUAGGAUGUUGCACAAUCCCAAAUGUUCAUUUUCAUUUGUACUGAAGUGAUAAGAACCUGUCAAGUCUCUUGCUAUAAUGCAAUAAAUGUGUGAAUGCCACCUGUGUAUCUAGUAAACAGAGCGCCUUCAUGAAGGGGUUGUCCUAGGCAGUCCAGAAUGAAAGCUUUAAUUUAGAAUUAAUGAGCACACUUUGUGCCGAAACCCUUUCAGGAAGAAAUGUAAAAUUUAAUUAUACUGUAUCAGUCUCUAAUAGGUUGGAUUUCGUUGUAUUUUAUGGUUACAUUCCAUAUUAUCUUUGCUGGUCAUUAGGGACCAGAUGUUUUAACUGCACAGCCGUUUCAACAUGAGACAUUUCCCUCUUCUGCUUAAAAUAAAUAAUACAAGGCAUGAGUCACUAUGGCCUUCCUUGUGGGGAAAAGAUAUUGCAAAGUGUAUUUGAAAUUAUUCUUCAUCCUAGCCCUCCACAAAAUCCUCUCUGGGGUGUCCCAGCAGCCAGGGCCACAGGCUGGUGCACACAUGAGGUGCCAGGCAGUGAGGGACCAGUUCUAAACACUCAUGAAAAAUGGUGUUUGAACAUCUCCACUCCAAGGCUUCGUUUACCAACUCAGCCACAACACCAGCAGUGAUAGGGACGUCUGUUUUACUUUCCAUCUUUGAUGCUCUAAACAAACAAAAUUUGAUAGUCUUAAACUCCUUGGAAAGCAUGUGAAAAUUAUUGGCUUCCCUUUUCAGACCAGAAAACAGUUGGAGUGAAAGGUAAAUUCUGCUCUAUUAUGGCAGAAAGGUCAUAAUUUAUUUGAUUAGCUUGAGCUUUCAGUGGAAAGCCAUUUGGACUCUCUGAAAAUCAGGCUUUGUUCUUCUUAUACACCAGAUUUUGGGUUAUAAAUUUCAUUGAACUUUUCUAUUCAGGAAUCAGCUAGUUCCCAACAGUACCUUGUGUAUGCAGCCUGGCUUGUUAGACAUCAAUAUUUUGUUUUCAGAACCCUUUUUUGCUUCAAUUUUAAUCUACCUGACCAUUUAAAGGGGGGAGGGAGGGAUAAGGGGCAUGUUUAAAUAGCAGUUUUAUUUUUACUUCUUAAAACAGCUUGUGAAUCUGGAUGGAGUGAAAUUGAUAAAUACAUGCGGGAAACAUGAUUUUAUGGCAAUUGCCAGUAAAUAGUCGAAGAAAAUAUAUUUUACUGCACCAGUAUUUAUGCAUGUGUCCAAAGGUUCUGUUGUAAUAAAAAGAUGAUACUUCUGAUGAAA
This is a messenger RNA of Dromaius novaehollandiae (emu), 5069 nucleotides long. It is a transcript of the gene RAB38, whose product is annotated as RAB38, member RAS oncogene family. The transcript is spliced from 3 exons. Gene Ontology annotation, molecular function: GTPase activity; GTP binding. NCBI's taxonomy places the organism in Eukaryota, Metazoa, Chordata, Aves, Casuariiformes, Dromaiidae. Gene Ontology annotation, cellular component: lysosome; trans-Golgi network; Golgi apparatus. Gene Ontology annotation, biological process: phagosome-lysosome fusion; endosome to lysosome transport. The coding region runs from base 95 to 733 and encodes 212 amino acids. The record is from RefSeq and is a predicted model, not a curated record.